GAGAAGCGCAUUUCGUUUUGCGUGAACGCCAGAACAGUUCCUGGUGAACAAGGAAGAUGAGCCGCGCGGCAUCCGAUGAGCAAGUGGAGCUGGAGCUGGAGCAGGAGCUCCAAGACAUUGACGAUGUGGACGCAGAAGUCGACGACGACGAAGAAUACGACUACGCUAGUGAUACGUCGUCGUAUCAGUACUCGUCUGACGAGGGAGCGGGCGACGAGGGCGGAGGAAGCAAAUCGAAACGAUCCAAGACGGAAUCGUCGGCCAAAACUGCAGCGUUGAAAGUGAACACAAACCUUGGUGCGACUGCUGCCCAGUACCAGGUGAUUUCGCCAACGUCGUUGGCGAAUCAACAAAAUGCAUUAAUCGCCGACGUUGCAAGCGUCUUGUCCCUUCCCAAACCCAAAGCGAGUUUGCUUUUGCGCUAUUUCUUUUGGGACAAGGAAAAAUUGAUGGAUCGAUAUUGCAGCGAUCCAGAGGGGGUGAGCCAAGCGGCAGGCGCAUUGAGCACGGGCCAGGAAGAAGAAAGCAAGGAUGUCAAGAGGAGAUGCGCGAUCUGUUGCGAAGAUGAAACGUCCCAACUUGUUGCGCUUGGUUGCAAGCAUUUCUUUUGCGUGGAUUGCUGGGUCCCAUAUUUGAAGAUCAAGAUCCAAGAAGGGCCUGGUUGUAUCACGACGACGUGCCCCCAACAUGGAUGCUCCGAGAGGGUUAGCGAUGCAAUCUUUCAGAAACUGUUGCCCGCAGCGGAUUAUGCUCGGUUCCAAGAGUACCUGCUCCGCUCGUUCGUUGACAUCAACAAAACCGUCAAAUGGUGUCCUGCCCCUGGCUGUGACAAGGCCAUUGCAUCCUCGGGGGGACUCAGCACUGUGUCGUGCGUUUGCGGAUGCUUGUUUUGCCUGCGAUGUGGCGACGAAGCGCACAUGCCUGUAUCGUGCGAGCAGCUGGCAACGUGGCUGGAGAAAUGCCGCAACGAGAGCGAGACGGCCAACUGGAUCCUUGCCAACACCAAGAAAUGCCCCAAAUGUGCCAUUCGCAUUGAGAAGAACCAAGGGUGUAAUCACAUGACGUGCCGCAGCUGCAAGUACGAGUUUUGCUGGACGUGCAUGGACGUUUGGUCCAACCACAACGCAAACACGGGUGGGUACUACAAAUGCAACCGAUACGACCCCGACACAGUGCCAUCCGACACGGAUGCCGCCCGCGCCAAAGCCGAGUUGGACCGCUACUUGCACUACUACCAACGUUUCGCCAACCAUGCCGAGGCCGGUAAGUUUGCUGCGCGCAAGCGAGAAGAAACAGACCGUCGCAUGGCGGAGUUCGAGGCGGAAGCGAACGGGUCGUACAUGGAUGUCGGCUUUCUCAAUGCUGCGAUCGAUACUAUGAUCUCGUGCCGUCGGGUCCUCAAGUUCUCGUACGUUUAUGCGUACUAUUUGCCACAGGGGAAGGAGAAGGACCUCUUUGAGCAUUUGCAAGAGGACUUGGAAAAGAACACAGAACACUUGACUGGCCUCGCUGAGAAACCUCUCGACAAGGUCGACCGAUCCGACGUUAUCAACUACACCCGCGUGACGGAGAACUUCCUGAAAAAUAUUUUGGGUGAUGUCGACAAUGGAUUGCUCUCGAAUUGAUGAGACAGGCCGCCUUGUUUCAUAAAUUCAGUUUUCGAUUUAAUGCACGUGUCGACAUUUUGUUCCCUGUCAGCCCAAUGUGUCG
Messenger RNA from Aphanomyces invadans, 1710 nucleotides. RefSeq lists its product as hypothetical. Gene Ontology annotation, molecular function: ubiquitin protein ligase activity; zinc ion binding; ubiquitin conjugating enzyme binding. The transcript is spliced from 7 exons. Gene Ontology annotation, biological process: ubiquitin-dependent protein catabolic process; positive regulation of proteasomal ubiquitin-dependent protein catabolic process; protein polyubiquitination. The coding region runs from base 57 to 1625 and encodes 522 amino acids. The record is from RefSeq and is a predicted model, not a curated record. Gene Ontology annotation, cellular component: cytoplasm; ubiquitin ligase complex. Lineage: Eukaryota; Oomycota; Saprolegniomycetes; Saprolegniales; Verrucalvaceae.